CUAAACAAUAAGUAAAUAUAUUUGAAGGUGUUUGACUACAAGGCACAAAACACACCGGUAACCGGAAAGUGCUUGGCGGUGGAGGGUGGUGGACUGGUGGGGGAGAGAGUGGUGGUUCCUUUUGCAUGGUGGAUGAAGAAUGACUUCUUCGAGGAGCGAGUCGACGCUGCAACGCCUCUACGAUUUUGCGAAGAUGGCUCUUAUCAAGAUCUUCGCUCACCCCUACGCCACGGUCUGUGACUUGUACUGCGGCGGAGGCGGCGACUCUGAGAAAUGGAUGGAGGCACAAAUUGGCCACUACAUUGGAAUCGAUGCCUCUUCCUCUUCUCUCGACAAUUUGCGGGAAGCCUGGGACUCUCACCGCAAAUCCUUCACUGCCGAGUUCUUUGACCUUGACCCUUGCACAGAGAAUUUAGAAGUGCAUUUGGAGAAGACCAAUGUGGCUGAUUUUGUCUGCUGUUUGCAGCAUUUGCAGCUGUGUUUUGAAACUGAAGAGAAAGCACGGAGACUCCUGCAUAAUGUGUCAUCUCUACUGAAGCCAGGGGGUUAUUUUCUUGGUAUUACUCCUGACUCAUCUACCAUAUGGGCCAAGUAUCAGAAGAAUGUUGAAGCAUAUCACAACAAAGGCAGCAGCAUGAAGCCAAAUAUUGUUCCCAAUUGCAUUCGGACAGAGAAUUACAUGAUCACUUUUGAGGUUGAAGAAGAAAAGUUUCCCUUAUUUGGGAAGAAAUACCAGCUGAAAUUUGCCAGUGAUGCCUCUGCUGAAACCCAUUGCUUGGUUCAUUUUCCAAGCUUCAUCAGGUUGGCCAGAGAAGCUGGUCUUGAGUAUGUGGAGAUACAAAACCUAACCGAGUUUUAUGAUGACAACAGAGCACAAUUGGCAGGGUUGCUAAUGAACUAUGUUCCAAGCCUAUUGGAUCCUAGGGGAAGACUUCUUCCUCGAUCAUAUGAUGCUCUAGGUCUCUAUACAACAUUUAUAUUUCAAAAGCCUGAUCCAGAUAUUGCACCUCCAAUUGCCAGUCCAUUAAUCCAAGAACCAAUUUAUAAUCUUGAUGAGGGAACAAGUUGGAGAGAUGAUGAAAUAAAUGCACAGAUGGAGCCACCACCUCCACCACCACCACCACCACCUCCACCACCGCCUCCUCCUCCUACUCUUGGGCUGGGCAUGAUUAGCGAACAAAAAGGGAUAUUGGGCCCUGGCCCUCCUGAUUUACGUUUUCCAGAGGCACUUUGACUAAUCCUAUGGUCUGG
This is a messenger RNA of Arachis ipaensis, 1251 nucleotides long. Lineage: Eukaryota; Viridiplantae; Streptophyta; Magnoliopsida; Fabales; Fabaceae. The record is from RefSeq and is a predicted model, not a curated record.